UUUACUCUGGCGCGUAUUUAUGAAGCAGGGAGGAUUUCCAAAUGUAUUAUGUCAUUAUGCAAUUGCAUAAAUAUUACAGCGGUAUUUUUAAAACUCUGUAUUCCGAUGUAGGGGAUAUCUAUACCUUUAUUGCUGGGAUUCAGCUUGCUGAGUCCGCCAGUCGUCCAGAGGUGGUGCGCUUAACUGAUAAUGACAAGUAUAAAAACUUUCUUAAGGAGCUUAUUAUUUGUAUUCCUCAAAACGCUAGACCUCUCCCUAAAGCCAUCAGUUUCCAACAGCUUUCGUCUCAGAAGGAGGUGGUAGCCAGGAUAAUCCAAAGGCUUUGUGAAAAGAAGCAGCGAAAUGUACUUGCCUCUGGAUAUGCCUGUGCAGAUGAGAAGAGCUCUUUACUGAUCAAGUUUGCAGUAAACAUAUGCAGCUAUCAGCCUAAUCCCACUACUGCAAUGAUCAGUACCAGCCCUCUGUGGGAAACACUGCUGAACAGGAUUGGUGAUGAUGUCAUGAUGUACUUGCUGGAAAACUGCUCACUGUUUAUGCAUGUGCCACCUAGUUGCUGUUAUCAGAUCAGUGGGGUACCCAUCUACAGCCUCAUUUCAUCUGAUCUGAGCCUUGGCUGGGCUAGGCAAAGGCCUUUUGGAACUCGAUAUAAUGUUUUAUUGAAGUAUAUCCAGAAAAAAAGACAGUUGUACAGAAAAAAGUGGAAAGAUAUGAAAGAAUCACAGAGGGGCACUAGAGUUGUUGAUGGGAGAAAUACGUGUAAUGCAAGAAAUGUUAUAUCAUCAAGUCAGAUGUACCAGAGGUCAAACAAAACAACACGAUUAAGUCAGGUCAGUGAUGAACAGAAAAACAUAGUGGGUGAUGUACCAGUUCUCGAUUCAACAGAAAGAUCUCUUAAAAGGUGCCGUAAUAAGGAUGGUGAUGAGGAUUCUAGAUUCCCAGCCAGGAAGUUCAGAAAAUCUGUAGACAGAAAUACAGUGCAUCUAGCAUCCACUUGCACUGACACAUCUGUUUUAUGUAAAAUACCUUCUUAUCCAUUAGUAGAUCCUGCAUUAAAAAACUUAGUCCCCGGCGCAGAAGAACCCUUUAACUGUACUGUUGAAGUCUGUCAGAGUGGAACAGGGUCAGAACACAUGCCAAAUGCUUAUAAGGUGAUGGAAACAAAAUGUUUGGGGCAGCAAGUUGGGUAUAAUGAAACAGAGCUCCAGUCACAGGAUAAUGUAGUCAACAAUGAAGUCACUGAUUGUCCAGCAAAUCCUGGAAUAGAUAAAGUAGGCACCGUAUCUUCAAGUAAUGUAGAGUUAAGUAAGCCAUUUAAGCAAAUGAUUUCCAAGCAUGACUCCAAGAACAAGAUGCAUAAAAAUAAAAUCAAGUUUUCAGAGGUGUACAUUAAAAUAGGUUGUAUAAUGUAUUCCAACAAGAGCUUAAGAGAAUGUUUUCCUAAAACAUUUUCUCUGCAUCGAUUUGUAGGCUAUCAGAACGAUGGGCAAAGGCUUAUUGAAAAGAUAUUCCUCGACAGCAGUGUGUUUGGAAAUAAGACAGUUCAGAAGCUGUCUGUCAGCCACUGGAGAAAGAAGAGACUGCCAAAACGUUAUUGGCAGAUGAGAACUAUGUUCCAGAGUCUACUAAAGAAUCAUAAAAGAUGUCCCUAUUUGAUGUUAUGCAGGCGAAACUGCCCUGUCACUAUUUCCUGUGCAAAAUCUAGAGGGAGAGCAGUAGAACACACGGAAAAACAGUACAAACAGAGUGAUAUUGCAGUGCACAGAUCUUCAGCAGAUGCAUCUUCUGCAGUCUGCAGUGUAACUCGAGAUGAAGGUCAGCAACAGUUGCCGCAGCCCAGGACAGUUGAGGAUAUUGACAGAGAAACCAGUCAAGUAAAGGAAGUGACAGCUGCUGAGAUAAAACUUAGAAGUCUGCGGACUGUCCAGCUUGAUAUGACCGGAGGAAGCAAGGACAGAUCUCUUGCAGAAGCCAGUGCAAACUGUGAAAUGCCUGCAGCAAGGCUGGGUAAUGAUGGCAGGUGUGUGUUAACAUCUGAGAGCCAGAGACCAAAUACAGCAUUAAAAGAGUCAGACCCUUGCUUACAGGCACUUCUGCAGCAGCACAGCAGCCCUCAGCAAGUAUAUGGGUUUUUGAGGGAAUGCUUAAUUCGAGUAGUGCCUGAAGAACUUUGGGGCUCCAGUCACAACAAAUGCCGCUUUUUGAAAAAUGUGAAGAAAUUUAUCAGUAUGGGGAAAUUUGACCAGAUGUCCCUGCCGGAGCUCCUGUGGAAGAUGAGGGUUAAUGACUGUACUUGGCUUCAACUCCACAAAGGUCAACGCUGCGUACCUGCUGCAGAGCAUCUCUUACGUGAGGAAAUUCUGGCUAAAUUCCUGUACUGGCUGAUGAACACCUACAUCAUUCAACUUCUUCGAUCUUUCUUCUAUGUAACAGAAACCAUGUUCCAAAAAAACAGGCUUUUUUUCUACAGAAAAAGUGUUUGGAGGAAAUUGCAAGAAAACGGAGUCAGAAAUCACCUUUCCAAAGUGAAGCUUCACCAUUUAUCUGAGGAGGAGGUAGAAGCAAUGCAGCUGAGGCAGAAUCCUGUAAUAUCCAGACUCCGAUUUAUACCAAAAAUAAAUGGACUGCGACCAAUAGUGAAGUUGGAGAAACUAGUGGAAACAGCUAAGCAUAACAAGGAAACCAGCAAGAAGAAGGUACAGAAGUUCAACACACAACUUAAAAACUUGUUUAGUGUGUUGAAUUAUGAACGGAUCAGAAACCCCACUUUGCUUGGCUCCUCUGUUUUUGGAUUAGAUGACAUAUACAAAGUGUGGAAGAAGUUUGUGUUGGAGAAGCGGAAACCUAAACAGGAAAUGCCACAUUUCUAUUUUGUAAAGGCAGAUGUUACUGGUGCCUAUGACACAAUUCCUCACAAUAAACUGAUAGAAGUGAUAUCACAGAUCAUUGGCUUGAAGGUAGAAGAAAACUAUUGUGUCCGUCGCUAUGCAGUGGUAUGGAGUGAUGCCUUGGGACAGCUGCGAAAAUCAUAUAAAAGACAUGUUUCCACAAUGAUAGACUUUUUGCCUGGCAUGAAGCAAUUUGUGUCAAAUCUACAGCAGUCUGCCUCUUUGCAGAGUUCCAUUUUCAUAGAACAGGGCCUGAAUUUGAAUGAGACGUCUAGCAAUCUGUUUUGUUUCUUUAAUCGGAUUAUUUGUAACAGUGCUAUCAGAAUUAAUGACAGUUAUUAUCGUCAGUGCUGUGGAAUUCCUCAGGGGUCCAUACUGUCUACGCUGCUGUGUAGCUUGUGCUAUGGCGACAUGGAAAACAAACUCUUCUGUGGAAUACAGCAGGAUGGUGUACUGUUACGAUUGAUUGAUGACUUUCUACUGGUUACACCCCAUUUGUGUCACGCAGAAACUUUUUUGAGAACUCUUGCAUCUGGGAUCCCAGAGUAUGGCUGCUCCAUAAGCCUUCACAAAACUGUAGUGAACUUUCCUGUUGUUGAAGAAAUCCUGGGUUGUUUCACUGCCAAGCAAUUGCCAUCUCACUGUCUUUUCCCAUGGUGUGGUUUGUUAUUGGACACAAAGACACUUGAAGUAUAUUGUGACUAUUCCAGCUAUGCCUGCACCUCCAUCACAUCAAGUCUGACUUUUAAUUACAGUAACAAUGGAGGACACAGCAUGAGACGCAAACUGCUGGCAGUUUUGAGGCUGAAAUGCCAUGGAAUAUUUUUGGAUCUACAGGUGAACACUCUUCGGACGGUUUGUAUCAACAUCUACAAAAUUUUCCUUCUUCAGGCUUACAGGUUCCAUGCUUGUGUUAUUCGCCUGCCAUUUGGACAAGGAGUGAACAACAACCCUUCCUUUUUUCUCAUGGUUAUCUCCAGCAUGGCACCCUGCUGCUACUCCAUUUUCAAAGCAAAGAACAGAGGUGCAGUUUUAGGUACCAGAGAUGCAUCGGGUCCUUUUCCUUUUGAAGCUGCUCAGUGGCUGUGCUACCAUGCCUUUAUUGUCAAGCUGUCCAGUCAUAAGGCAGUUUAUAAGCGCCUGUUGGGACCCCUGUUGACUUGCAAGUUGCAAGUACAGAAGAAACUCUCAAAAGAAGCAGUGGAACUCUUAAAGUCAGUGACAUUGAAUUCCCUCUACAAAGAAUUUUCAUUGAUCUUAGAUUAAUCUAGAAGUACAUUUAAGGUUUGAUGUGGCUCCUGGUGAAGUCAUAGAUACUAAUGAUACUGAAACAUAUGCCAAGGACACCAUUUAAUAAAUGUGAAUUCAUUGGUGGAACUUGUGAGCAAUAAAGAUUCAUUGGUUUUGCUUCUGGCA
This is a messenger RNA of Protopterus annectens (West African lungfish), 4301 nucleotides long. It is a transcript of the gene TERT, whose product is annotated as telomerase reverse transcriptase. Gene Ontology annotation, cellular component: telomerase catalytic core complex. Bases 42 to 4151 code for a protein of 1369 amino acids. Gene Ontology annotation, biological process: telomere maintenance via telomerase. Gene Ontology annotation, molecular function: telomeric repeat DNA binding; telomerase RNA binding. The record is from RefSeq and is a predicted model, not a curated record. NCBI's taxonomy places the organism in Eukaryota, Metazoa, Chordata, Ceratodontiformes, Protopteridae. The transcript is spliced from 16 exons.